UCCUCGGCAACGGUUCAGGCGGCGGUGGUUGCUGGCGGCCGGGCCUGGCCGACAUCUCGCUGCGCCGAGGUCUGUGCUGCGGCCGCGGGGAAGCCGGAGGUGCCGGGUGCUGCUUGGGCGGCCCUGGCCUUCUGUCUGGGAGCUGUGGGCGACGGGACUCGCACCUCCUGCCGGUUGCUGCGGCAGGCGGGGGUGGCCUUGCCUGGUGAUCCCUGUGUAUUUGAGCCAGAACUAUGGGCUUGUUUGACAAGCUAGCAGGAUGGCUCGGGCUGAAGAAAAAGGAGGUUCAUGUUUUGUGCCUUGGCUUGGACAAUAGCGGCAAAACAACGAUCAUAAAUAAACUUAAGCCUUCAAAUGCUCAAACUCAGGACAUCGUUCCAACAAUAGGAUUCAAUAUAGAGAAAUUCAAGACUUCGAGUUUGUCUUUCACAGUGUUUGAUAUGUCAGGUCAAGGGAGAUACAGAAAUCUAUGGGAACAUUACUACAAAGAAGGCCAAGCCAUUAUUUUUGUCAUUGAUAGCAGUGACAAAUUAAGAAUGGUUGUGGCCAAAGAAGAACUUGACGCCCUUCUGAAUCAUCCAGAUAUAAAGCACCGUCGACUGCCUAUUCUCUUCUUUGCUAACAAGAUGGACCUCAGGGAUGCAGUGUCCUCUGUGAAAGUAUCUCAGUUAUUGUCAUUAGAAAACAUCAAAGACAAGCCCUGGCAUAUCUGUGCCAGUGAUGCUCUUAAAGGGGAAGGAUUACAAGAAGGUGUAGAUUGGCUCCAAGAUCAGAUGCAAGCAAGGAAGACAUGAGAGAUAACUGAAAGAUGGCGUUCUUUAACAAACUUUGUCAUUAAGUGCACAAGUUCCUUGGAAAAGAAUAAUGAUUUAGAUAAAAUUAGCAGUUCAGCUAAAAUAUACUCUGUUGACAUGUUCCCUUUCAGUAUCUUUUCCAGGAAAACUGAAUGUAGACAACAUAGCACCUCAGGUAUGCACACUGAUGAGCUGAAUCUUGUGACUGGAGAGCAUAUAUAUUAAAAAGUAUAUAUAUUUCUGUUAAACAUCUGCAUUCAUUUGAGUUUUAGGUAAUAAUCAGCUGUCGUGAAAUGCCCCUCUGUUUUUUUGGGGGGCAUUUGGGCACCUUUUGACCAAAUGGGAAUAUUUAUUUUCCUGAGAAAGAAUAAUCAGCACUUUCUGAAAUACAGCUGCACGAGAUACCUACUGAUUUUAGGUGCCCAUUUUUAGGUAUUUCUGCAUUUUUCUUAUCGUAAAGUCUGAUGUUGGGGUUUUAGUAACCAUCUACAAUAGGCUUCUAGAGGAAUAUUUCGAUGCAAGAUACAAGGAUUUGAACGUUCAGUGUAUUUGUUAUAGAUGAUUGCAGAUGUUUUUAAGGAACUGCUUUUAAUGAAAUGUUAUAAAUUGUUUCUGUAAUAUGCCAUGGUUAUAUUUGCAUUCAAUAAAACUUUAAAUAUACAACAUGCCAUGUUAAUUUUAAACUUAUAUAUGUUCAUUGAUGGUCUUUAUGUCUUAAAAUUUUUGGUUUUCUGUUAGUUUCCUUUGGAAUUUGUCCAUUUUCCAAUGGAAAUAGCAUUGUAUAGUGUAAUAAAAUGGUAUCUCCUUUUCCAAGUGCUUUA
Molecule: messenger RNA, 1615 nt
Organism: Neopsephotus bourkii (Bourke's parrot)
Lineage: Eukaryota; Metazoa; Chordata; Aves; Psittaciformes; Psittacidae
Gene: ARL6
Product: ADP ribosylation factor like GTPase 6
Exons: 8
Coding region: 234-794 (186 amino acids)
Biological process (GO): vesicle-mediated transport; protein localization to cilium; intracellular protein transport
Cellular component (GO): cytoplasm; axoneme
Molecular function (GO): GTP binding; GTPase activity
Source: RefSeq, a predicted model, not a curated record